AUGCCCGCCGAGGAAUCCAAGCCGGUCGACCCGGCCGUCAACGAAGUCGACGCCGACAUCAAGGGCAAGCAAGCCGCGGCCGAAUCCGACGCCGAGGAGGAAGAUGACGAGCCCACGGCCGGUGACGCCUCUGCGGCUGGCACUGCUCCGGCCAAGAAGAAGAAGAAGUCCAAGCGGAAGAAGGCCAAGGAGGUGCUGACUGGCAAGUCUGGCGACGCCGAGGCAGACCUGAAAAAGGCCAUUGGAGGGCUCACGCCGCAGCAGCUCCAGGAGCUCAUGGCGCUUAACCCAGCUCUGGCGGGCGAGCUGUCGCAGGCCUCGGGCAGCGCAAACCCUUCGCCGGACCAGAUCGCCGAGCUGCUCAAGAAGAUGAACCUGCAGGACAUCAUGACGGGUCUGGCGGCCGCGGGCAAGAACGUCAAGGACAUGGCCUCGUACAAGUUCUGGCAGACGCAGCCGGUGCCCAAGUUUGGCGAGGACGAGAAGACGGUCGAGGAGGGGCCUCUGAAGAUCCAGACGGUCGACGAGAUCUCCAAGGAGCCGGCGCCUUUGGUGGCUGGAUUCGAGUGGGUAGAGAUGGAUCUGACGAAUGACGAGGAGAUCAAGGAGAUUUAUGAGCUGCUCAACGGACACUACGUUGAGGACGACGAGGCCAUGUUCCGAUUCAACUACGGACCUGGCAUCCUGAAAUGGGCCAUGAUGCCUCCUGGCUGGGCCAAGCACUACCACGUUGGCGUCCGCGCCACCCAGUCCCGCAAGCUCGUCGCCUUCAUCUCUGCCAUCCCCGUGCGCGUGCGAGUCCGUAACAAGGUCAUCACCUGCUCCGAAGUCAACUUCCUCUGCGUCCACAAGAAGCUUCGCGGCAAGCGUCUGGCCCCCGUUCUCAUCAAGGAAAUCACCCGUAUCAGCAACCUGCACGAGAUCUGGCAGGGUCUGUACACGGCCGGCAUCGUCCUCCCCAGGCCCGUCAGCACGUGCCGCUACUACCACCGCUCGCUCAACUGGCAGAAGCUGUACGAGUGCAACUUUGUCCACCUGCCCCAUGGAAGCAAGCCUCAGUACCAGAUCCGGAAGUAUGCGGUCCCGGACCAUACCUCUACCAAGGGUCUGCGUGAGAUGAAGCCUGCGGAUAUCGAAGCCGUUGUCAACUUGAUGGAUCGGUACAUGAAACGGUUCGACAUUGCGCCUGAGAUGUCCACGGAGGAAGCAACUCAUUGGUUCUGUCCAACGGUUGCCCCUGGACAGGACCAAUACAUCUGGUCCUAUGUUGUCGAGGAUAACGAGAAAAACAUCACCGACUUCUUCUCCUUCUACUGCAUCGAGUCAUCCGCCAUCAACAACCCCAAACACGACGUCAUUCGCGUCGCCUACCUCUUCUACUACGCCACCGACACGGCCCUCAAGGAGCCCUUUGACAAGGCCGCCCUCAAGUCCCGCCUCAACGACCUCAUACACGACGCCCUCAUCCUCGCCAAGCAGGCCCAAUUCGACGUCUUCAACGCCCUGUCCCUCAUGGACAACGGCCUCUUCCUCGAGCAGCAGAAGUUUGGCGCCGGCGACGGGCAGCUGCACUACUACCUGUUCAACUACAGGGCCAACCCCAUAGCCGGAGGCGUCGACAAGAAGAACCAGUUGGACGAGAAUGCCCUUAGUGGCGUCGGAUUGGUCUUGCCAUAG
Messenger RNA from Trichoderma harzianum CBS 226.95, 1677 nucleotides. RefSeq lists its product as hypothetical. Gene Ontology annotation, molecular function: glycylpeptide N-tetradecanoyltransferase activity. Gene Ontology annotation, biological process: N-terminal peptidyl-glycine N-myristoylation. NCBI's taxonomy places the organism in Eukaryota, Fungi, Ascomycota, Sordariomycetes, Hypocreales, Hypocreaceae. The record is from RefSeq and is a predicted model, not a curated record. The coding region runs from base 1 to 1677 and encodes 558 amino acids. Gene Ontology annotation, cellular component: cytoplasm. The transcript has 3 exons.